GUAGCCCAACAAAUACAAAACGAUGCGUUUGGCAAUCGUCGUGUCCAUUGUUAUUUCGACACCGAAAUCGAAUCCCGAUUCCGAGAGAGAGAGAGAGAGAUAGCGGAAGACGAUGGCUUUGACGGUGGCGAAGAGUGCGUUGGAGGCGAUUAGAGAGAAAGGUCUCGGCGGUUUAAUGAGGAUGAUCCGAGAAGAAGGCUUCCUGAGAUGCCUACCAGAUGGGAACCUUUUGCAAACUAAAAUACACAACAUAGGAGCAACACUUGUUGGUGUUGACAAGUUCGGUAACAAAUACUACCAGAAGCUGGGCGAUACUCAAUACGGUAGGCACAGAUGGGUAGAGUAUGCUUCAAAGGAUCGUUACAAUGCAUCUCAAGUGCCAGCUGAAUGGCACGGGUGGCUUCAUUUCAUCACUGAUCACACUGGAGAUGAGCUCUUGAGUUUGAAACCAAAAAGGUAUGGGCUUGAGCAUAAAGAGAACUUCUCUGGAGAAGGUGAUGCAUACAUCUACCAUUCGAAGGGACAUACCUUGAACCCGGGACAAAAGAACUGGACUCGGUACCAAUCAUGGGUACCCACCAAGACUCAGUAAGGAGAUGAUAUUUUGGUUUAUGUUCUGUGAGAUUUUCUCUUGAGUGAUUUGUUUGUUUCUGUGUCUUUUUAAUAAAAGCUAUCUUGGAUCUAAAGCUGAACAAUUGUUUUUUUUUGGAAUUUUAAUUGAGACUGUAAUAAUUUGCUGAUAAUUAAGCUUGUUGUUUCUUCACCU
Arabidopsis lyrata subsp. lyrata is the source of this 766-nucleotide messenger RNA. Its product is annotated as probable NADH dehydrogenase [ubiquinone] 1 alpha subcomplex subunit 12. Gene Ontology annotation, biological process: response to oxidative stress; mitochondrial respiratory chain complex I assembly. Gene Ontology annotation, cellular component: membrane. The coding region runs from base 113 to 592 and encodes 159 amino acids. Lineage: Eukaryota; Viridiplantae; Streptophyta; Magnoliopsida; Brassicales; Brassicaceae. The record is from RefSeq and is a predicted model, not a curated record. The transcript has 5 exons.